GCGCGGUGGGCGUGAUCCGGGCACUUAGGGCAGGAUGAACGCUGCUUUCCAAGAUGGCGACGGAGGGAGGAGGGAAGGAGAUGAACGAGAUUAAGACCCAGUUCACCACCCGGGAAGGUCUGUACAAGCUGCUGCCUCACUCGGAGUACAGCCGGCCCAACCGGGUACCCUUCAACUCGCAGGGAUCCAACCCUGUCCGCGUCUCCUUCGUAAACCUCAACGACCAGUCUGGCAACGGCGACCGCCUCUGCUUCAAUGUGGGCCGGGAGCUCUACUUCUACAUCUACAAGGGGGUCCGCAAGGCUGCUGACUUGAGUAAACCAAUAGAUAAAAGGAUAUACAAAGGAACACAGCCUACUUGUCAUGACUUCAACCACCUAACAGCCACAGCAGAAAGUGUCUCUCUCCUAGUGGGCUUUUCCGCAGGCCAAGUCCAGCUAAUAGACCCAAUCAAAAAAGAAACUAGCAAACUAUUUAAUGAGGAAAGACUAAUAGACAAGUCACGAGUAACCUGUGUCAAAUGGGUUCCCGGUUCGGAAAGCCUUUUCCUAGUAGCCCAUUCAAGUGGGAACAUGUACUUGUAUAAUGUGGAGCACACUUGUGGCACCACAGCCCCCCACUACCAGCUUCUGAAGCAGGGCGAGAGCUUUGCCGUGCACACUUGCAAGAGCAAAUCCACAAGGAACCCUCUCCUUAAGUGGACGGUGGGCGAGGGAGCCCUCAACGAGUUUGCUUUCUCCCCAGAUGGCAAGUUCUUGGCGUGUGUGAGCCAGGACGGGUUUCUGCGGGUGUUCAACUUUGACUCAGUGGAGCUGCACGGCACCAUGAAAAGCUACUUUGGAGGCUUGCUGUGCGUGUGCUGGAGCCCAGACGGCAAGUACAUUGUGACAGGCGGAGAGGAUGACCUGGUCACAGUCUGGUCUUUUGUAGACCGCCGGGUGAUAGCUAGAGGCCACGGGCACAAGUCCUGGGUCAGUGUGGUGGCAUUUGAUCCCUAUACCACUAGUGUAGAAGAAAGUGACCCUAUGGAGUUUAGUGGCAGUGACGAGGACUUCCAAGACCUUCUUCACUUUGGCAGAGAUCGAGCAAAUAGCACACAAUCCAGGCUCUCCAAACGGAACUCUACAGAGAGCCGCCCCGUCAGUGUUACGUACCGGUUUGGCUCCGUGGGCCAGGAUACGCAGCUCUGCCUGUGGGACCUAACGGAAGACAUCCUUUUCCCUCACCAGCCCCUCUCGAGAGCAAGGACACACACAAAUGUCAUGAAUGCCACAAGUCCUCCUUCUGGGGGCACUGGGAACAGUGUCACAAGCCCGGGCAACUCUGCGCCCCCUCCGCUGCCACGGUCCAACAGCCUCCCCCAUGCCGCUGUGUCCAGUGCCAGCAGCAAGAGCAGUGUGGCGGACGGGGCCGUUGCCUCUGGGGCCAGCAGAUUCGCGACGCUCUCACUGCAUGACCGGAAGGACAGGCACCAUGAGAAGGACCACAAGCGGAACCACAGCAUGGGGCACAUUUCUAGCAAGAGCAGCGACAGACUGAACCUAGUUACUAAGACGAGAACGGACCCCGCCAAAACUCUGGGAACACCCCUGUGUCCACGAAUGGAAGACGUUCCCUUGUUAGAGCCGCUCAUCUGUAAAAAGAUAGCACAUGAAAGGCUGACUGUGUUAAUUUUUCUUGAAGACUGUAUAGUCACUGCUUGUCAGGAGGGAUUUAUUUGCACAUGGGGAAGGCCUGGUAAAGUGCCAGCAGAGCACGUCUCCUGCAGUCAGGAGCACAGAACGCAGGGUGUUCUCCGAGACCAGGACUAAAGUGGCCGUCAUCUU
Messenger RNA from Manis javanica (Malayan pangolin), 1826 nucleotides. RefSeq names its product WD repeat domain 20 (gene WDR20). Gene Ontology annotation, molecular function: protein binding. The record is from RefSeq and is a predicted model, not a curated record. Lineage: Eukaryota; Metazoa; Chordata; Mammalia; Pholidota; Manidae.